This is a messenger RNA of Carassius gibelio (silver crucian carp), 2324 nucleotides long. Its product is annotated as fibroin heavy chain-like. The coding region runs from base 83 to 2161 and encodes 692 amino acids. Gene Ontology annotation, cellular component: extracellular region. Gene Ontology annotation, molecular function: peptidase inhibitor activity. The transcript is spliced from 5 exons. The record is from RefSeq and is a predicted model, not a curated record. NCBI's taxonomy places the organism in Eukaryota, Metazoa, Chordata, Actinopteri, Cypriniformes, Cyprinidae.
UUUAGUUUUGUGCUCUUUGCUGUCUGCUUCUCCUGACGCACCGAUUCACUGCAUUUUCCUGCAGAGAUCACAGGCUGGGAGGAUGACAGCUCAAAUGUAUUUCUCGUUGAUUGCUGUUUUUUUCUGUCUGUUUGGAUACUUCAGCAUAGCUCACGCUAUUCAAAGACGAACCCCAGUGGAUGGUUUCUGUCCGGAGAGGCUGAUGGUCGAACCAUCCCAUCGAGGCUGUUUCUCUGAUGAAGACUGCCCUGGAGGGCACAAAUGCUGUCGAUUUGAAUUUGGGCCUGUUUGCGUGCUGCCUGUUUUCAUGAAGCCAGGUCAAUGUCCCAUACCGGAGAUGAUUCCACUCUGUGGUGAUAGCUGUUUCAAUGAUGGCCAGUGUCCUGCCACACAGAAAUGUUGCCCAACCACCGGUGGCUUUGCAUGCAGUGAACCGCGUGGCCAGGGAAGAGGUCAGGCAACUUGCCAGGGAAGCAGUUCUGGCCAGGGAAGCGGCUAUGGCCAGGGCGCAGGAGCUGGCCAGGGAAGCGGCUAUGGCCAGGGAAGCGGCUAUGGCCAGGGCGCAGGAGCUGGCCAGGGAAGCGGCUAUGGCCAGGGAAGCGGCUAUGGCCAGGGCGCAGGACAGGGUGCUGGCCAGGGAAGCGGCUAUGGCCAGGGAAGCGGCUAUGGCCAGGGAAGCGGCUAUGGCCAGGGCGCAGGAGCUGGACAGGGAAGCGGCUAUGGCCAGGGCGCAGGAGCUGGACAGGGAAGCGGCUAUGGCCAGGGCGCAGGAGCUGGACAGGGAAGCGGCUAUGGCCAGGGCGCAAGAGCUGGACAGGGAAGCGGCUAUGGCCAGGGCGCUGGAGCUGGACAGGGAAGCGGCACUGGAGCAGGCCAGGGAAGCGGCUAUGGCCAGGGAAGCGGCUAUGGCCAGGGAAGCGGCUAUGGCCAGGGCGCAGGAGCUGGACAGGGAAGCGGCUAUGGCCAGGGCGCAGGAGCUGGACAGGGAAGCGGCUAUGGCCAGGGCGCAGGACAGGGUGCUGGCCAGGGAAGCGGCUAUGGCCAGGGAAGCGGCUAUGGCCAGGGCGCAGGAGCUGGACAGGGAAGCGGCUAUGGCCAGGGCGCAGGAGCUGGACAGGGAAGCGGCUAUGGCCAGGGCGCAGGAGCUGGACAGGGAAGCGGCUAUGGCCAGGGCGCAGGAGCUGGACAGGGAAGCGGCUAUGGCCAGGGAAGCGGCUAUGGCCAGGGAAGCGGCUAUGGCCAGGGCGCAGGAGCUGGACAGGGAAGCGGCUAUGGCCAGGGCGCAGGAGCUGGACAGGGAAGCGGCUAUGGCCAGGGCGCAGGACAGGGUGCUGGCCAGGGAAGCGGCUAUGGCCAGGGAAGCGGCUAUGGCCAGGGCGCAGGAGCUGGACAGGGAAGCGGCUAUGGCCAGGGCGCAGGAGCUGGACAGGGAAGCGGCUAUGGCCAGGGCGCAGGAGCUGGACAGGGAAGCGGCUAUGGCCAGGGCGCAGGAGCUGGACAGGGAAGCGGCGCUGGAGCAGGACAGGGAAGCGGCGCUGGAGCAGGACAGGGAAGCGGCGCUGGAGCAGGAGCAGGACAGGGAAGCGGCUUUGGCCAGGGCGCUGGAGCAGGACAGGGAAGCGGCGCUGGAGCAGGACAGGGAAGCGGCGCUGGAGCAGGACAGGGAAGCGGCGCUGGAGCAGGACAGGGAAGCGGCGCUGGAGCAGGACAGGGAAGCGGCGCUGGAGCAGGACAGGGAAGCGGCUAUGGCCAGGGCGCUGGAGCAGGAGCAGGACAGGGAAGCGGCUAUGGCCAGGGUGCUGGAGCAGGACAGGGAAGCGGCGCUGGAGCAGGACAGGGAAGCGGCUAUGGCCAGGGCGCUGGAGCAGGACAGGGAAGCGGCGCUGGAGCAGGACAGGGAAGCGGCUAUGGCCAGGGCGCUGGAGCAGGACAGGGAAGCGGCGCUGGAGCAGGACAGGGAACUGGCUAUGGCCAGGGAGCAGGACAGGGAAGCGGCGCGGGAGCAGGACAGGGAAGCGGCGCGGGAGCAGGACAGGGAAGCGGCUAUGGCCAGGGCGCGGGAGCAGGACAGGGAAGCGGCUAUGGCCAGGGAAGUGGAGCUGGACAGGGAAGUGGUCAAGGGAAUUGUCGGGGAUGUGGCAAAGGUCAAUGUUGUCUUUAGGUACAUGUUCAUAGGAAUUUUGCAUAAUACUUUCUGGGGAUCUUUUCCAAUGCUUUUGUUCAGAUGGCAUGUUUUCCCUGUUUGCUCAAACGGUUUAGGAAGAUUUUCUGACUUUCUACCACUACCAUCACCUCAAAUAAAAAAUAAAAUUGCUUGAUUUGAA